This is a messenger RNA of Diospyros lotus (date-plum), 2277 nucleotides long. Its product is annotated as protein NRT1/ PTR FAMILY 2.13. Gene Ontology annotation, molecular function: transmembrane transporter activity. NCBI's taxonomy places the organism in Eukaryota, Viridiplantae, Streptophyta, Magnoliopsida, Ericales, Ebenaceae. Gene Ontology annotation, cellular component: plasma membrane. Gene Ontology annotation, biological process: transmembrane transport. The coding region runs from base 171 to 2066 and encodes 631 amino acids. The record is from RefSeq and is a predicted model, not a curated record. The transcript is spliced from 4 exons.
UGUGUGUGUAUAGUUCUCUCAUUUCUCUCAAUACAAAGGCAUAUGCUCUCAGCUCAUCAAAGCUAAUUAAGAGACAAAGGUUUUACAAAAUUUCUCUGCAGCCUGCAGGUCUGGCGUUUCAUCUGCCCCGAAUUUCAUGGUGGAUUAAUUAAUUAAUUAGCUCAGGGAAAAUGGAGGUCGAGAAGAGUACCAAUAAGCAGCAGCCAUCACACUACUCUUGGCUAGCUUCCUGCACCAAAUGCUUUCCCGUGUAUUCCUCAAAGCCGUCGCAGCCGCCACCUCCGCCGGAAAAGGAAUUAACGCCGGAGAAAGACGGCACCUCGGUUUUGCCAAGUUCAAAGACCACCAAAAGAAAGCAUGGUGGAUGGAAGGCCAUGCCUUUUGUCUUGGGGAACGAAACGUUCGAGAGGCUGGCUACGUUUGGGUUGCUGGCCAACUUCAUGAUUUUCCUGCUAACCGAGUUCCACAUGGAGCAGGCAUCCGCUGCGAACCUUCUCAACAUCUGGUCCGGUGUUACCAAUUUUGUACCGUUGAUUGGUGCCUUCAUCUCUGAUGCCUACGUUGGCAGAUUCUGGACCAUUGGAUUCGCCUCCUUCGCAUCCCUUCUCGGGAUGAUAGCUUUAACCCUAAUAGCCUGGAUUCCUCAACUGCAUCCUCCCAAGUGCAGCCCACAAAAGGUCCAGCAGCUUCAUCAUUGCAAAGGGGCCAGCGCACCUCAGAUGGGCCUUCUAAUCCUGGCCCUUGGAUUUCUAUCCAUAGGGACAGGUGGAAUCAGGCCAUGCAGCCUGCCAUUCGGAGUGGACCAGUUUGAUGCAACCACAGAGGAAGGCAAGAAAGGGAUCAACAGCUUCUUCAAUUGGUACUACACCACGUUUACAUUGGUCUUGAUACUGGCUCUCACUGUGGUGGUUUACAUUCAAGACAGCGUGAGCUGGGUGCUGGGAUUUGGCAUUCCCACUGUGCUCAUGGUUGGCUCCAUUCUGCUCUUCUUUAUUGGGACAAGGGUAUAUGUGUAUGUGAAGCCCGAAGGGAGCGUGUUCUCCGGCAUCGGUCAGGUGCUUGUGGCCGCUUACAGGAAGCGAAAGCUUAAGCUUCCGGACAAAGGAGAGGUUGAGGUUCACGGUCUUUUCUAUGAUCCACAGCUGCUAGGUACCAGAGUGGCAAAACUCCCAAUCACUGAUCAAUUCAGGUUCUUGAACAAAGCUGCCAUAGUUUUAGACCAUGAACUAAACCCCGACGGUUCAUGUUCGAAUCCAUGGCGGCUCUGCACCAUCCAUCAGGUUGAGGAAGUCAAAUGCCUGUUGAAAAUAGUCCCAGUCUGGGCUUCGGGCAUCAUCUCCUUCACCGCCAUGGCUCAACAAGCCACAUUUACCAUAUCACAAGCCCUAAAAACAGACCGCCACCUCGGCCCCCAUUUCCAAAUCCCUCCCGGAUCUCUCAUGGUCAUUUCCAUGAUCACAGUCGGGCUAUGGCUCCCAUUUUACGAUCGAAUCGUUGUACCCACACUAGGAAAGUUGACGGGUCUUGAAGGUGGAAUCACGCUGCUCCAAAGAAUAGGGAUUGGCAUUGUCUUCUCCAUCGUCUCGAUGAUCGUUGCCGGAUUUAUUGAGCAGAUGAGAAGGGCUUCGGCCAUAUCCCACGGCCGGCCCGACGGGAUCGCACCCAUAUCAGUCCUAUGGCUCGCCCCGCAGCUUAGCAUAAUGGGAUUUGCCGAGGCAUUCAACAUUAUAGGGCAGAUUGAGUUUUACUACAAGGAGUUUCCCGAGAACAUGAGCAGCGUCGCUAAUUCUCUCUUCUUUUGCACCAUUGCUGGGGCUAAUUACCUGAGCAGCUUAAUGAUAGCCAUCGUGCAUGGAACCACGGGAGGGCAUGACCGGCCGGACUGGUUAACCGCCGAUAUUAAUUCUGGCAGAGUUGACUACUUCUACUUCCUGAUUGCAGGAUUGGGAAUUGUGAAUUUAGUGUAUUUUCUGGUCGUUUCUCGUGCGUAUCGUUACAAGGAUGGCGUUCAAAGCAUGGAGGAGAGGCCCCAGUUUGAUGUUGAGAUGAUUGGCAGUCAACAUUGAAACUAUUUCGUGUUUAAUCACAGGGAGUUCUCUAGUAAUUAGUAUAAAUUCUCCCUUGUAUAGUCUUGUUGAGGCAGAAGGCGAGACAGCUAUAGUGACGUUGAUAUGGUGUCUUUAGUGGCACCACAUUAUCUACUCUUUAAGUGAAACAUAUAAUAUUUUAAAGAGUACAAUAAUAUAUUGGACUUGGGGAUGUUUCUCUUAGUUUAAA